Panthera uncia (snow leopard) is the source of this 5043-nucleotide messenger RNA. RefSeq names its product dynein axonemal heavy chain 9-like. Gene Ontology annotation, cellular component: dynein complex. Gene Ontology annotation, molecular function: dynein intermediate chain binding; dynein light intermediate chain binding; minus-end-directed microtubule motor activity. Gene Ontology annotation, biological process: microtubule-based movement. Bases 77 to 4777 code for a protein of 1566 amino acids. The record is from RefSeq and is a predicted model, not a curated record. The transcript is spliced from 24 exons. NCBI's taxonomy places the organism in Eukaryota, Metazoa, Chordata, Mammalia, Carnivora, Felidae.
CCUCUGUGUCCCAUUUCUCCCAGGAGAGAUCCCAGACCUCUACUCCGAUGAUGAAGUUGAAAACAUCAUAAACAACAUGAGGAAUGAAGUCAAGAGUCAAGGUCUGGUAGACAACAGAGGGAACUGCUGGAAAUUCUUUAUAGAUCGGGUCCGACGACAACUGAAGGUGACUCUCUGUUUCUCCCCUGUGGGGAACAAGCUGAGGGUCCGCAGCAGGAAGUUUCCAGCCAUUGUGAACUGCACAGCCAUCGACUGGUUCCACGAGUGGCCUCGGCAGGCAUUGGAGUCUGUCAGCCUUCGCUUCUUGCAGAACACAGAAGGCAUUGAGCCCACAGUCAAGCAGUCGAUUAGCAAGUUCAUGGCCUUUGUCCACACAAGCGUCAACCAGAUGUCCCAGGCUUAUCUGAGCAACGAGCAACGCUACAACUACACAACCCCUAAGUCAUUCCUGGAGUUCAUCAGACUCUACCAGAGCUUGCUGCGCAGACAUGGAAAAGAGCUCAGGUCCAAAAUGGAGCGUCUCGAGAACGGACUGCUGAAGCUUCACAGCACCUCCGCCCAGGUAGAUGAUCUGAAAGCCAAGCUGGCCACCCAGGAAGUGGAGGUGAGACACAAGAACGAGGACGCAGACAAGCUGAUCCGGGUGGUGGGCAUAGAGACGGACAAGGUGAGCAGAGAGAAAGCCAUCGCGGACGAGGAGGAGCGGAAGGUGGCCCUCAUCAUGCAGGAGGUAAAGCAGAAACAGAAGGACUGUGAGGACGACCUGGCCAAAGCGGAACCGGCGCUCACAGCAGCCCAGGCAGCCCUCAACACCCUCAACAAGACCAACCUGACGGAGCUGAAGUCCUUUGGCACCCCGCCACUGGCAGUCAGCAAUGUCACGGCCGCGGUGAUGACCCUCAUCGCCCCCGGGGGCAAGGUCCCCAAGGACCGGAGCUGGAAGGCCGCGAAGGUCAGCAUGGCCAAAGUGGACAGUUUCCUGGACUCCCUCGUCAACUUCGACAAAGAGAACAUUCACGAGAACUGCCUCAAGGCCAUCAGGCCGUAUCUGCAGGACCCAGAGUUCAACCCCGAGUUCGUGGUCACCAAGUCUCACGCGGCUGCGGGCCUCUGCUCCUGGGUGAUCAACAUCGUGAAGUUCUACGAGGUGUUCUGCGACGUCGAGCCCAAGCGCCAGGCGUUGAGCAGAGCCACCUCGGACCUCACCGCCGCCCAGGAGAAGCUGGCAGCCAUAAAAGCCAAAAUCACUCACCUUAAUGAAAACCUGGCCAAACUCACAGCCAAGUUUGAGAAAGCCACGGCAGACAAGCUCAGAUGUCAGCAAGAAGCCGAAGCGACCGCAGGCGUCAUCUCCCUUGCAAAUCGCCUGGUGAGGGGACUGGCCUCAGAGAACGUGAGGUGGGCAGAGGCCGUGCAGAACUUGAGACAGCAGGAGAGCAAACUCUGCGGAGACGUGCUUCUGACCACGGCUUUCGUUUCGUACCUCGGCUUCUUCACGAAGGGAUAUCGGCAGAGCCUCAUGGACGGCACCUGGCGACCCUACCUAAGCCAGCUAAAGGUGCCCAUCCCGGUCACCCCCACCCUGGAUCCCCUGAGGAUGCUGACGGACGAGGCCGACAUGGCAGCCUGGCAGAACCAGGGCCUCCCCGCAGACCGCAUGUCCGUGGAGAACGCCACCAUCGUGGUCACCUGUGAGCGCUGGCCGCUCGUGGUUGACCCGCAGCUACAAGGCAUGAAAUGGAUCAAGAACAAAUACGGCAAGAACCUCCGGGUCACCCGGAUUGGUCAGAAGGGGUAUCUCCAGACCAUAGAGCGUGCCCUGGAAGCUGGAGAUGUGGUGCUAAUCGAAAACCUGGAAGAAUCCGUUGAUCCUGUCCUGGGUCCCCUGCUCGGGAGAGAAGUCAUCAAGAAAGGACGAUUCAUCAAAAUCGGAGACAAAGAAUGUGAAUACAACCCCAGCUUCCGGCUCCUCCUUCACACCAAGCUGGCCAAUCCUCACUACCAGCCCGAGCUGCAGGCUCAGGCCACCCUGAUCAACUUUACGGUGACCAGGGAUGGCCUGGAAGACCAGCUGUUGGCCGCCGUGGUCAGCAUGGAGAGGCCGGACCUGGAGCAGCUGAAGUCAGAUCUCACCAAGCAACAGAACGGGUUCAAAAUCACCCUGAAAACACUAGAAGACAACCUGCUUUCUCACCUCUCUUCAGCAUCUGGGAACUUCCUGGGGGACACAGCCUUAGUGGAGAACCUGGAGACCACCAAGCAGACGGCCGCGGAAGUCGAGAAGAAGGUCCAGGAGGCCAGGGUGACGGAAGUGAAAAUCAACGAGGCCCGCGAACACUACCGGCCCGCAGCCGCCCGGGCCUCCCUGCUCUACUUCAUCAUGAAUGACCUCAGCAAGAUCCAUCCGAUGUACCAGUUUUCUCUCAAGGCCUUCAGCAUCGUCUUCCAGAAGGCAGUGGAGAAGGCCGCUCCGGAUGAGAGCCUCAAGGCGCGUGUGACCAAUCUGAUAGACAGCAUCACCUUCUCCGUAUACCAGUACACCACACGUGGGCUCUUCGAGUGUGAUAAGCUGACCUACCUUGCCCAGCUUACCUUUCAGAUCCUCCUCACGAGCGGGGAAGUAAGUGUGGCCACGCUGGAUUUCCUGCUUCGAUCUCCGGGGCAGACGGGCGUCACCAGUCCCGUGGGCUUCCUCUCCCAUCAGGCCUGGGGUGGCAUAAAGGCACUUUCAUCAAUGGAAGAAUUCUGUAAUCUGGAUCGAGACAUUGAGGGAUCCGCCAAGAGUUGGAAGAAGUUUGUGGAAUCGGAAUGUCCUGAGAAGGAGAAGUUUCCACAGGAGUGGAAGGACAAGACAGCCCUACAGCGCCUCUGUAUGAUGAGAGUCAUGCGGCCUGACCGGAUGACCUACGCCAUACGAGAUUUUGUUGAAGAGAAGUUGGGAAGCAAGUACGUGGCGGGAAGAACGCCAGACUUUGCGGCCUCGUUUGAGGAAUCAGGACCAGCCACACCCAUGUUUUUUAUCCUGUCUCCAGGCGUGGACCCCCUGAAAGAUGUGGAAAAUCAAGGUAAAAAGCUCGGCUACACCUUCAACAACCGGAACUUUCACAAUGUGUCUUUGGGGCAAGGACAGGAGGUAGUGGCUGAGGCUGCUCUGGACCUGGCUGCCAAGAAAGGUCACUGGGUUAUUUUGCAGAACAUCCACCUGGUGGCCAAGUGGCUGAGCACCCUGGAGAAGAAGCUGGAGGAACACAGUGAGAACAGCCACCCAGAGUUCAGGGUCUUCAUCAGUGCGGAGCCAGCACCCUCCCCUGAGGGCCACAUCAUCCCCCAGGGCAUCCUGGAAAACGCCAUCAAGAUCACCAACGAGCCUCCCACAGGCAUGCACACCAACCUACACAAGGCCCUGGACAAUUUCACUCAGGACACGCUGGAGAUGUGCUCCCGGGAGACGGAGUUUAAGAGCAUCCUCUUUGCUCUUUGUUACUUUCACGGGGUGGUGGCGGAGAGACGAAAGUUUGGGCCGCAGGGGUGGAACUGCCCUUACCCCUUCAACACUGGGGACCUCACCAUCUCUGUGAACGUGCUGUACAACUUCCUGGAGGCCAACGCAAAGGUCCCCUAUGAUGAUCUGCGCUACCUCUUUGGAGAGAUCAUGUAUGGAGGCCACAUCACAGACGACUGGGACCGGAGGCUCUGCAGGACCUAUCUGGAGGAAUUCAUCAGACCGGAAAUGCUAGAAGGAGAGCUGUGCCUGGCACCCGGGUUCCCACUCCCGGGCAACCUGGACUACGCUGGUUACCAUCAGUACAUUGAUGCCGAGCUGCCGGCAGAGUCGCCCUACCUCUACGGCCUGCACCCCAACGCCGAGAUCGGCUUCCUGACCCAGACCUCGGAGAAGCUCUUUCGCACGGUCCUGGAGCUGCAGCCGCGGGACGGCCACGCCGGAGAGGGAGCAGGGGCCACGCGGGAAGAAAAGGUCAAGGUCCUCCUGGAAGAAAUACUGGAGCGAGUGACAGACGAGUUCAACAUGCCGGAGCUGAUGGCCAGAGUGGAGGACCACAGCCCCUACAUCGUCGUGGCCUUCCAGGAGUGUGAGCGGAUGAACAUCCUCACCGGAGAGAUCCAGCGCUCGCUGAGGGAGCUGGACCUCGGCUUAAAGGGGGAGCUGACCAUGACCAGCGACAUGGAGAACUUACAGAACGCCCUGUACCUAGACACGGUGCCAGAGCCCUGGGCCAGGCGAGCCUACCCCUCCACGGCAGGCCUGGGAGCCUGGUUUGUGGACCUCCUCGACCGAAUCAAAGAGUUGGAGGCCUGGAUCGGAGACUUCACCAUGCCUGCCACGGUGUGGCUGACAGGCUUCUUCAACCCCCAGUCCUUCCUGACCGCCAUCAUGCAGUCCACGGCCCGCAAGAACGAGUGGCCACUGGACCAGAUGACCCUGCAGUGUGACGUGACAAAGAAGAACAGGGAGGACUUCAGGAGCGCCCCUCGGGAGGGGGCCUACAUCCAUGGCCUCUUUGUGGAAGGCGCUCGCUGGGACGUACAGGCAGGGGUCAUUACGGAGGCGAAGCUGAAGGACCUGACACCCCCCAUGCCCGUGAUGUUCAUCAAGGCCAUUCCUGCAGAUAAACAGGACAGCCGCAGCGUCUAUCCUUGUCCCGUGUACAAGACUUCCCAGCGGGGACCCACCUAUGUGUGGACUUUCAACCUGAAGACCAAGGAGAAGGCAUCUAAGUGGGUUCUCGCUGGAGUCGCUCUGCUUCUCCAGAUUUAGCCACUGAGAACACAAGGCCGGGCUGGAGGCUGCCCAGAGGGACAAGGCGGGGAGGGGUGACACAGAUGCAUAGAUAAGAAAUCGCAUGUACUUGGGGCACCUGGCUGGCUCAGUCGGUUAAGCAUCUGACUUCAGCUCAGGUCAUGAUCUCACGGUUUGUGAGUUCGAGCCCUGCUGACAGUUCAAAGCCCGGAGCCUGCUUCGGAGUCUGUGUCUCCCUCUCUCUGCUCCUCCCCUGCUCAUCCUGUCUCUCUCUCUCUCUCUCU